UUUCAGUACUCGGGAUGGGAAAGCGAAUGUGUACCUGCUCCUUUCGUAGCACAGAGCAGUCUAGGCUGUGCUGUGGUGCUGAAACCUACUCGAGGAGACUUCCUACAUUAUAAUAUGGGCGAUGAUCUUCAUAUUGGCAUUUCAAAUUCAGUGUCUGUGGUGCAUUCCUACUGGGUAAAUGGCAUAUCUUCAGAAUGUGUUGGCUGGGAUAAGUCAAUAGUAGUCUGCCGUUUCAGUGAUGAUGAGGACAGGUUUGACUUCUUGCUGUCUUCCUUUCUUCGAGAAACUGCCAACAAUUUUGAACAAGAGUUCUAUGAUGACGCACGGUGGAACUGUUUCGAUUUUGUUAUGGAGUUCUUGCGCUUCAUCAAUUUCCGAAGAUACACGAAAAUAGAUUUCGUAUCAGAAUUUGUUCAAGGCGCUUUAAAUAGCGCAAUUAAGUAUAAUACGUUAGUGCACCGGGUUCAGGAACGUGGCCUUGUUCCAAAAAUACGAAGUUCAUUCGAAGAAGUUGAAGAGUCUGAACGUGCAGCUCAACAGCGGUUAGAGAAUCUUCUGUUCGAGGCGGAAGUGAUGUUGCGCGAAUAUGAGCAUUUGAAGCAAGGAAUACGUGUUUGA
Messenger RNA from Ostertagia ostertagi, 618 nucleotides. The record is from the annotation of a GenBank genome assembly. Lineage: Eukaryota; Metazoa; Nematoda; Chromadorea; Rhabditida; Trichostrongylidae.